Messenger RNA from Scatophagus argus, 2797 nucleotides. RefSeq names its product adenylosuccinate synthase, like (gene adss2l). The record is from RefSeq and is a predicted model, not a curated record. Bases 66 to 1487 code for a protein of 473 amino acids. The transcript has 13 exons. Gene Ontology annotation, cellular component: cytoplasm. Lineage: Eukaryota; Metazoa; Chordata; Actinopteri; Scatophagidae. Gene Ontology annotation, biological process: 'de novo' AMP biosynthetic process; IMP metabolic process. Gene Ontology annotation, molecular function: adenylosuccinate synthase activity; GTP binding.
GUACUUCCUGUCACGCAGAGAAACGCGGUAAAACGAUAUUCCGGUUUGUUGAAGAGGGCUACAGCAUGGCAUCCGACAGCACCAUGGCUAACGUUAACGGGCGAGAUGCCGUGUCUCUGAACGGGGAGCCGGUCGUUAAGCGACCACGGGAGAGUGCCUCGCAGGAAUCUCCUCUCCGCGUCCCGAAGGAGCCUCAGAACAAAGUGACCGUAGUGCUUGGAGCACAGUGGGGCGACGAGGGCAAAGGAAAAGUUGUGGACUUGCUUGCAAUGGAUGCGGAUAUUGUAUGCAGGUGCCAGGGAGGCAACAAUGCAGGUCACACGGUGGUUGUGGACUCAGUGGAAUACGACUUCCACCUGCUGCCCAGCGGAGUGCUCAACAAGAAGGCUGUCUCCUUCAUCGGGAAUGGAGUGGUGAUACACCUGCCAGGUCUCUUUGAGGAGGCUGAAAAGAACCUGCAGAAAGGCAAAGGAUUACAAGGAUGGGAGGAGAGAUUAAAGAUUUCUGAUCGUGCCCACAUUGUGUUCAACUUCCACCAAGCUGUUGAUGGCAUCCAGGAGCAGCAGAGGCAGCAACAAGAAGGGAAAAAUUUGGGAACCACUAAGAAGGGCAUCGGUCCUGCUUAUUCCUCCAAAGCUGCUCGGAAUGGUCUGCGAGUCUGUGACCUGGUCUCGGAUUUCAAGGUUUUUGAGGACAAGUUUCGGAUGUUGGCAGAUCAUUUCUUGGCGAUGUAUCCAAACCUUAACAUCGACACUGAUGGUGAACUGGCGCAGCUGAAGACAUAUGCAGAGAGACUGCGUCCCCUGGUGACUGAUGGGGUGUACUUCAUGCACAAAGCUCUGACUGGACCCAGUAAGAAAAUCCUGGUGGAGGGAGCCAAUGCUGCUCUCCUGGAUAUUGACUUCGGGACUUAUCCUUUCGUGACGUCGUCCAACUGCACUGUGGGAGGAGUGUGCACUGGUCUUGGCGUGCCUCCAUCAUAUGUCGGCCGAGUAUACGGUGUGGUCAAAGCAUACACGACCCGGGUGGGCGUUGGUGCUUUCCCAACAGAGCAGGAUAAUGAGAUUGGAGAUCUCUUACAAUUCAGAGGGAGAGAGUUUGGUGUGACGACGGGCAGGAGGAGGCGCUGCGGUUGGCUGGACUUGAUUUUGGUCAGAUACGCCCACAUGGUCAAUGGCUUUUCUGCGAUUGCCCUGACGAAGCUGGACAUUUUGGACACGCUGCCAGAGAUCAAAGUGGGCGUGGCCUAUGAGGUUGAUGGAAAACCUCUGCCAAGUUUCCCUGCAAACAUGGAUGUAUUGACGCGGGUGACAGUGGAGUACAAGACGUUUCCUGGCUGGUGCUGCAGCACUGAGGCUGCUCGGAGCUUUGAGGAGCUGCCGUCACAGGCCCAAAACUACAUUCACUUCAUCGAGGACUUCCUGCAAGUGCCAGUGAAGUGGGUUGGAGUCGGCAAGUCCAGAGAGAGCAUGAUCAAACUGUUUUGAUCCAUCUACAGACCUGUAGUCCUCCUCAAAGACAGCUCAGAUAAUAAUUUCAGAUUUUGAUAGGACUCCCAAAGGGAUCUGAAAUGCAGACCAUAUCCUAAAGGAAAUACUUCACCAGCAAAGCUGUUUGUGAAACUUUUAGUUGCUGCUUGUGCAUCACAUUUUUAAUCAUUCUUCUCGCAGCCUGAUUCCAUCGGACACGACUGCUUCGUAUUCCAGCAGCGACGCAGCUGCUGGAGCUGGUCGCAGCCAUUCUAGACAACACCGUUGCACAUUUUAGAAGCGUCUCUCUCUCUCUCUCUCUCUCUCUCUACACUUCAGAUGUAUGCCUGGUGUGCUGUUGACCAAAGCUGCGUCAAGCUGCAUAGAGCAGAUUGAGCCAGGCAGUAACUGCACAGAACAUUCAGUCAGUUUUCAAAAUAAAACAGUCUGUGCAGACUCUUGAUUGUAAAAACAGAACAAGAAAGCAACAGUUUUACUAUUUAGCCUUCUUACCCAUGGGAUAAGUACAAAUAUCAAGGGAAAAUGACAAAAUCUGAACAAGUCAAUAAAAGUUGAAAAGCUCAGCUUUUGAAAAUCUCCCAAAGAGCUAAUGUCGUAGAGCCGUGCCUGAUGGAAUCAAGGCAUUAGAUAAAAUUUAUGCAUUUCACAUAAUUUUCUAUAUUUAUUAGUGUGUUAAUUUUUAAAGCCUGAUGCAAAUGGAUCAAUCAUUCUAUUCCAUUCCACAGAUUAUUUUCUUUAUCAUUUGAGGUUAAUUAAACUUAGUUGAUAUUAGUUCACCAUGUUGACUUUUUAAAAAAAAAAAAGUUAAAAAGCCAUUGAUGAACAGAGGGAGGCAUUACAGUAAAAGCAAGAGCUUAUUUUCAGGAUUUGUAAUGAGGGGGAAAACUAUUGAAAGCCAUCAUGCAAUCAGUACGAUUGUGAAUUUUUCUAUCGAGCAACUUUAAAACACUUUUAAAAACAUGAAUGCAUCACAGUUGUUGAGUUUGUGACAGCAUUUUCCUGAAUAUUGUUGAAAUGAACAUAGUUUUUUAAGUCAUCCUCACAAUGGGUAAACACUAAGCAACUUAGAGUUUGAAUAGAUGUUUUCUUCAUAGUAACUGAGGAAAAGUAAAUAGAAAUUCCACAUCCACACAGAGACAUGUACUGGUGUUUGAGAUGUUUGUAGAUGUAAAGAAAUUGGCCCAUAGGCAGUAAUGUACUAGAGUACAUCUUGAUGUGUUUCCUAUGCUAUUUGGUUCAUUUUGUCAAAAAUGUGAAAGACUCUUGCUCAGCUUGCUGUCAUCAAUAAAAGGAGACUCCAAAGUUUA